AUGGAGGCUCGUGGGGAGCUGGACCAGUCCCGGGAAUCGGCGGGCGGCGACCUGCUGCUGGCGUUGCUGGCGCGGAGAGCCGACCUGCGCCGAGAGAUCCCGAUGUGUGCCGGCUGUGAUCAGCACAUCUUGGACCGCUUCAUCCUUAAGGCCCUGGACCGACAUUGGCACAGCAAGUGUCUUAAGUGCAGUGACUGCCACAUUCCUCUAGCGGAGCGCUGCUUCAGCCGCGGGGAGAGUGUCUACUGCAAAGACGACUUCUUCAAGCGCUUCGGGACCAAGUGCGCUGCGUGCCAGCUGGGCAUCCCGCCCACGCAGGUGGUGCGCCGCGCCCAGGACUUCGUGUACCACCUGCACUGCUUCGCCUGCGUGGUUUGCAAGCGGCAGCUGGCCACAGGGGACGAGUUCUACCUCAUGGAAGACAGCCGGCUGGUGUGCAAGGCGGACUACGAGACAGCCAAGCAGCGAGAAGCCGAGGCCACAGCCAAGCGGCCGCGCACCACCAUCACCGCCAAGCAGCUGGAGACGCUGAAGAGCGCCUACAACACUUCGCCCAAGCCGGCGCGCCACGUGCGCGAGCAGCUCUCCUCCGAGACCGGCCUGGACAUGCGCGUGGUGCAGGUGUGGUUCCAGAACCGCCGGGCCAAGGAAAAGCGGCUGAAGAAAGACGCAGGCCGGCAGCGCUGGGGACAGUAUUUCCGCACCAUGAAGCGCUCCCGCGGCAGCUCAAAGUCCGACAAGGACAGCAUCCAGGAGGGACAGGACAGCGACGCUGAGGUCUCCUUCACUGAUGAGCCAUCCAUGGCGGACGUGGGGCCUGCAAACGGCCUGUACAGCAGCCUCGGAGAGCCCACCCCUGCCUUAGGCCGCCCUGUAGGAAGCCUGGGCAGCUUUGCCCUGGAGCACGGAGGCUUGGCAGGUCCAGAGCAGUACCGAGAGCUGCGGCCAGGCAGCCCCUACGUCAUCCCCCAAUCCCCUGCAGCCCCCCAGAACCUUCCUGGCCCCCAGCCUCUCCUCUCCAGCCUGGUAUAUCCAGACGCCAACCUGGGCCUUGUACCUUCAGGGCCCCCAGGUGGGCCCCCGCCCAUGAGAGUGUUGGCUGGAAAUGGACCCAGCUCUGAUCUGUCCACGGAGAGCAGCGGUGGUUACCCAGACUUCCCUGCUAGCCCUGCCUCCUGGCUGGAUGAAGUAGACCAUGCUCAGUUCUGA
Psammomys obesus (fat sand rat) is the source of this 1209-nucleotide messenger RNA. RefSeq names its product LIM homeobox 3 (gene Lhx3). The transcript is spliced from 6 exons. Gene Ontology annotation, biological process: neuron differentiation; regulation of transcription by RNA polymerase II. Gene Ontology annotation, cellular component: nucleus. The record is from RefSeq and is a predicted model, not a curated record. Lineage: Eukaryota; Metazoa; Chordata; Mammalia; Rodentia; Muridae. The coding region runs from base 1 to 1209 and encodes 402 amino acids. Gene Ontology annotation, molecular function: DNA-binding transcription factor activity, RNA polymerase II-specific; RNA polymerase II transcription regulatory region sequence-specific DNA binding.